Molecule: messenger RNA, 273 nt
Organism: Protopolystoma xenopodis
Lineage: Eukaryota; Metazoa; Platyhelminthes; Monogenea; Polystomatidea; Polystomatidae
Source: the annotation of a GenBank genome assembly
AUGCGUUCAAUCUCGCUUCGACUCAGCAAAAUGCCGCGACCCUCAAAGACUUCCAAAAGCUGUGGCCUGCAUCAGCUGGAGCCAGAGUGUCCGACAAUCUCGAUCUUCCGAAAUAAGACAACUCGUGGCUGGUGGCCGUUGACACAGAAAAUUGACGAGGAACUCGAAAUAAUGGGAAAAGUGGAAGUGGAACUGGAACUGCUGACUGGCAUCGACGCAGAAAACUCUCCGGCCGGCCUCGGUCGCGAAGAGCCCAGCGGACUCGCGAAGCCC